Molecule: messenger RNA, 1374 nt
Organism: Ceutorhynchus assimilis (cabbage seed weevil)
Lineage: Eukaryota; Metazoa; Arthropoda; Insecta; Coleoptera; Curculionidae
Source: the annotation of a GenBank genome assembly
AUGGAUAAGAAGCAAGAGCCUUUUUAUCGUAGAGGAAAUAAAACUGUUUUACGAUUAAGCACCAGGAGAAGAAAACGGACAACUUUUCCAAAAAAAAAGGGAGACAUGAACUCUGUAAUGGGAACUGAGACCAAUCCGUUACCAUCGACAGAUUGUUUAGAUGCAGCUGCAAUCUGUAGCACUGUAAGCCAUGUCAGCAAUGACAAUAACGAAAUUGACUUUGAGUUGGACUGUUCAGCUACUCCGUCGACUAGCCAAACGGAAUCUCUGAAAAGUUGCAAUUCUCCAAUCAAUCCUGAAGGUCGGAGAGUAGUUGACUUACAAUUUUUUAUAAGCGAGCUUGUAAAAUUUUCUGGCCAUUCACCACAAUUUGGAUGUUCUCUUGAAAAUAUGAAGAUAUUGAAGGAAGAAAGAAAAGGUUUAUUAUCGAUUCUUCAUGUGACAUGUAACAUGUGCAAUGAAAAAUUUGAAAUUCCGACAUCAAAAGUUACCGACGACAAUGUCAAUAAUAAUGCAGUACUUGGAAUUAUGUCCAUUGGAUCAGGAUUUGCUCACUUACAACAAAUAUGCACUUCUUUGGAUAUUCCAUGUUUAUCUGAGAAACUUUACAGUUCUGUACAUGAAAAUAUUUGCGAUUUGUGGGAAGAAACAGCUGUGAAGUACAUGAAAGAAGCUGCAGAGGAAGAACGAGCACUAGCUAUCGCUAAUGGGGAUCAAAAUCAACUGAGACUUCGAUGGGCUAUUGACAAAGCUAUUAAACAUUGGAAAAACAAAAACGAUUUGACAUUAUCGGAAAAAAUCGUUAAAUUGAAAAGAGACAUAGAAAAUUCCACGAGCCAUGUGUUUGGAGAACACAAAGAGUGCAAGUCGAUUGGAUACUUUUGCGAAAAGCCAUUUGACCAAGGUGAAUGUGCACUAAAAGAUUUGAAAUUGACUGAUCUGUAUGAUAAAUUAUGCAGCUUCAAAAAUUACCUUAUUCGCCAUGCUUCAAGUUUAAUUCACGAUGUAGACAACAACAGUGUGGAGCAAUUCAAUUCCAUAAUUGCGAAAUUUAUAGGAGGAAAGAGAAUAAAUUAUUGUAGAAGGCGUUCGUACCAAAGCAGAUGCGCUGCUGCCGUGGUAAGCCAUAAUACCAAAAUGCCCAUUUAUACAUUGAGGAAACAGCUAAAUAAGGGAAGUACUCCAAGUAAAUUAUCGAAAAAAUUGGAGUUCUGUCGAAUGAGAAAAAAUAGUAGAGCGCUACGAAAAUGUGCUAAAAAACUGUUUACUAAAAAAAUAUCAAAAGCUGAUGAUGGUAGCGAAAGCUAUGGUAUUGCCUGUCAGAAGCCAGAUAUGGACGAAACUGAAUACACCGAAGCAAAAGAUAGAUUUUAG